Molecule: messenger RNA, 2196 nt
Organism: Styela clava
Lineage: Eukaryota; Metazoa; Chordata; Ascidiacea; Stolidobranchia; Styelidae
Source: RefSeq, a predicted model, not a curated record
UUUUAAGGUAACCCUAUUAAUAAAUUACCAUGGCGGAAAUACCUACAACAUUGUAUGCUUUAUCAAACGUGACAUACGUGAUAUCAACAUUUUCAGUUGAGAUACCAACUUGGAAUACUCUGCACACCACAUGUCAGAUUUUAAACGCUUUUAUGCUUCUCUGUUCACUUUGGUUAUUGCUGUCUAUGGCUGUGUACGGUACAAACACGAAAAAGUGGAAGAAAAAAACUAGCUCUUCGAGCUUAAACAGCGGUAUUAUUUACACAUCUUGCGUUGCAUCUAUAAUCCUAUCGACGACAAAGUUGAUAUUUAAUUCUGUGUUUUUAAACAUACAUUUGAUUGACGGGGCUAUGGAUUGGUGCGAACUGGUAACAGAUAUUUCUAUUGGAACCGGCAUUAUCUGCCUCUACGCUAUUUACCUUUUCUUAUGGCUACGACAAAGAGUAAUAUAUGGACACCCUUGUGUACGUAAUUUAGCUGGUAAAACUAUUAAUGUACUGAGUUGGAUUUCGUUAUUCGGGAUCAGCUUGAUAUUUACCGGACUUCUGAUUGUGUCUGUUGUGCCAUUAGAAUAUACUUCUACACAAAAUGCAUGCAUACGAAAGGAAACAGAAUUGCGUAACAUAGCGUACAUUGUUCUAGCCGGAGUUCUGCUUCUUGUCCAGGGAUUGCUGCUAUGCCUGUUUGUUUAUCCAAUGAUUCGAAGCAGCUCAGUUCAAGGGAGAAAACAACAAAGUGUGGCAGAAUCAAAUCAAGAAAAUUACCUUACAAGAGAUAGGAAAUUGUUUUCAACCUGCCGUAGAAGUAAAAACAAAUCAAUUAUUAGAAAAAACAGGAGCACAGUUUCAAGAAUGAUUCGUCGAUCUGUUAUAUGUGCCGUUAUCACAGUAGUAACUGACAUAGCUAGCAUGACUUUUCUUGCUCAGCUUCCCUCAAGCGUAUCAUUCGCUAUAACGAGUUCAUUAUACGACAUCAGUAUUUUUAUAAACAUUUGUUGCGCGCUGGCAACUUUCGGGAAAGCUAAACGCAUUCUUCUUGCUCCAUUUUCUAUUUGUACAAAAACUACGCUAUCACAAACGUCGUCAUCAUUUGGAGAAAGCAUCGAUGACACUUCGAGACGUAAUACUACUCAGCCGACUGGAGAAUCCUUUGCCAAAUAUACGAUUGGAUUCAGACGGAGUGUCGUUAAUGAUCUAGAGAUCGAAGAAAGCUAGUCUAUGAACCCAAAAUCAUAUACUUGAGUGUGUAUAUGUAACUGCGUAAAUUGUGCAAUACACCUAGCUCAAAGAGUAGCAUAAGGAGGAUUCUGCGCGUGAACUCGGAAGGAACCAAAAUUCAUACUCUGGCACUGGGAACCCGAAUAUUGUUUGUGAAUCCCUUUUGUUAAUUGAUGUCAUUUGUUGGUCAUUGUUAUAUAGCACUGAGGAGCGUGGACUGUUUUAAUUAUAUUGGAACCAGAGUCGCACUCAAGUGAUACCCGCAGUUAAAAAUUUGAAAUCUCCGAAUUCGUAAUUUCAGACUUCCAAUAGUGAUAAUGGAAGCCAAAAUUUCCCACAUAGACUUAAAAAGCAUCAUUUUUGCUAGCCAUUUUCAUUAGACAAUUCAGAAAGGCUUGCAUAAUCCAAAGCAUCGUUAUCAAAAGUUGAUUCUCUUGGGGAAGGAGUGACAAGUGAUAUUUCCUUCAGCAUGGAGUGGAAAUCGAAAUUGUUGUUAACAAAGCUUGGGGUCGGGAAUGAAUUCUCCUUGACUUCACAGCCUUGUCAACGGCAAAAAAUUGCAAAGUCGUCGCACAUUAUAAUACAUUCAAGUAUUUCUAUUCUAAAGUUUCAAUAUUUCCUUUUGUCUAAUUUUCUAAUCCCGCUAGUUGACAUAAGCUAUUCUUGGAUGAAUGAUUUUUUGCGCCCUAGUUACCGUUUUGUUUCACGAAAUUGAUAUUUCGUCGAUGACAAAACUUAUAUUAUUGCAUUUUAUUUUUAAAAAUUGCUUCACUUAUAUAUAUACUUUUUCCCUGUUUCAAAAAUCACUGUUUGUUGUUGAAUUAAUUAUAUCGAAUAAAAUUAUAAUAUAGUAAUUUCAGUAACAUACUCACCAAUUGAAAUGAAGAUUCAUUAGUAAUAUUCUUGAUUUUAUAAAAACUUGUUAUAAUACCUCAAAAAUUUUUGCUCUCUCAUUGAUAAAAUUUCAACCCAAAAACGA